GCCACUAACACCAUCCCCCCAGCCCAUAAGGCUUCUAUAAAAGUGACAUGAGCUUGAGGUGCACAUAGCCAACCAAGCCAUUUCUCCAACCGACAGGAUGUCUCAGAGAAGCCUGUUCACUGUUGCCCUGCUGUCAUGCCUCUUUCUAAUCAUCACUCUUGAGAAAGCAUUUGCAUAUAGACCACUCAACCUUGACUGCUGUAUUAAUUACACCACCAAACCAGUGCCUUUCAAGUUGAUUAAAGGAUAUUAUGAGCAGAGUUCCCUGGAAGUCUGUAGAUUAGAUGCGAUCAUUUUCUACACCUACCGUGGAAAAAAAAUCUGUGCAAGUGCGAAAGACACCUGGGUUAAGAAUGCACUGCAGUAUCUAAGCUCCAGACUGAAGAAUAUGGCUAAGCCCACAUCUACUGGAGAGGAAGAUGGGAAAAAUACAGAGUAACAUGCUGCAAAUUCUGGAGUGACAAAGCUUUAAAGACCUUUAUUCUUCACGAAUUUCCUCGGAACCCUACUGCUCAAGGCCACACAAAGCAUCUAAUAUUUCAUUUCAGCUUCAAUGCAAUUAUUGAUUUUUAUUAUUUCUGCAUAUAAGCUAUUAAGUAGAAUAAACCAGCAUUAUUUUUCAAUGUAAACAUGUAUUUACUUGUGUUACAUUAUUAAUAAAAUGCAAUGCCUUUAAUGAGAAUAAAGAAAAAUGGACAGAUUUCAGAUGCAGUUGUCUAUUUAAAUACCAUUUUUUUUACAGAGGGAAAAAAAGUACAGCAUAUUUGUCUUACAAGAUGACAUCAACUACUUCCCUGAUUGAGCAAUAAAGGUGUGUGAUGCAA
Molecule: messenger RNA, 824 nt
Organism: Lepisosteus oculatus (spotted gar)
Lineage: Eukaryota; Metazoa; Chordata; Actinopteri; Semionotiformes; Lepisosteidae
Gene: ccl20l
Product: C-C motif chemokine 20-like
Biological process (GO): immune response
Cellular component (GO): extracellular region
Molecular function (GO): chemokine activity
Source: RefSeq, a predicted model, not a curated record